CGGAUCAGGCUUCCUGCCUCCAGGGGGCAGCGGCCGCGGCGUGGUCCCAGGGUGGACAGCUCGGCGCCGCGCCCGGCCGCUCUUUCUGUCUUUGGGAGUGACGGGCCGGCCAAAGGGCCGCCGAAAGCCGGCGGUCGCCAUUCCCGUGUCGCUGCGCCCGCGGGGGCCGCCCGAGCCGGCCACGAUGCCACUGGGCCUGAAGCCCACCUGCAGCGUCUGCAAGACCACAUCGUCCUCCAUGUGGAAGAAGGGCCCGCAGGGGGAGAUCCUCUGCCACCACUGCACGGGCCGGGGCGGCGCGGGCGGCGGGGGCGCCGGCUCGGGGGCGGCCGGCGGGACGGGGGGCAGUGGCGGCGGUGGCGGCUUCGGCGCGGCGACCUUCGCCAGCACCUCGGCCGCCCCUCCGCAGAGCAACGGGGGCGGGGGCGGCAAGCAGAGUAAGCAGGAAAUUCACAGGAGGUCUGCUCGGCUCAGAAACACUAAAUACAAAUCUGCUCCAGCUGCUGAAAAGAAAGUUUCCACUAAAGGAAAAGGGAGAAGACAUAUUUUUAAAUUAAAAAAUCCCAUCAAAGCCCCUGAGUCAGUUUCCACCAUAAUUACUGCAGAAUCAAUCUUCUACAAGGGAGUCUAUUACCAAAUUGGAGAUGUUGUUUCUGUAAUUGACGAACAAGAUGGAAAACCCUACUAUGCUCAGAUCAGGGGUUUUAUCCAGGACCAGUAUUGUGAGAAGAGUGCAGCACUGACGUGGCUCAUUCCCACUCUCUCUAGCCCCAGGGACCAAUUUGAUCCUGCAUCCUACAUCAUAGGACCAGAGGAGGAUCUUCCAAGGAAGAUGGAAUACUUGGAAUUUGUUUGUCAUGCACCUUCUGAAUAUUUCAAGUCACGUUCAUCACCAUUUCCCACAGUUCCCACCAGACCAGAGAAGGGCUAUAUAUGGACUCAUGUUGGACCUACUCCUGCAAUAACUAUUAAGGAAACAGUUGCCAACCAUUUGUAGUUUUAAAAGUGAACAUGGAUUUCCGGUUGUCUUGUAUUUGUACUACCGUGAGACAUGCCACAUGUUUCUUUUUUCUUUUUUUUUUUUUUUCCAGUACGCAGGCCUCUCACUGUUGUGGCCUCUCCUGUUGCGGAGCACAGGCUCCGGACGUAGAGGCUCAGUGGCCAUGGCUCACAGGCCCAGCCACUCCGUGGCAUGUGGGAUCUUCCCGGACCGGGUCACGAACCCGUGUCCCCUGCAUCGGCAGGCGGACUCUCACCCACUGCGCCACCAGGGAAGCCCCACAUGUUUCUUUAAUGAAAUUCUUGGAUGGAAAAAUGACUAAAAAGUUUUUUAUCUACUGCCCAGUAAUCAUUAGCUUGUUUAUUACUAGUCACUUAGAAAAUUAAAAGAGAUAGAAAAGAAUUAAAUAUAUUUUGAAGUUAAAUAUUACAUACACAUUAAGUGUGUGUAUCCUCCCCAGCAAAGACUGUAAUUUCCAAGGAGACCAUUAGGAACAGGUAGUGUCUAUUUUUCUCCAUAAUUUAUUUCUAGAAACUCAUAAAAUGGAUUGUAUUUUUCUACAAGAAUAAAAUAUUAAUUAAGGUUUGAAUUUCUAACCAAGGGCUGAAUCAAAUAAAAUGUAGCCGUGAUCAACAGUAUCUAUCACCAAGUUAAAAAAGAGCUUUAUUUUAUCAUCUAGAACAGACUGUUGGCUGCUUUAACCUUAAGGAAAGUGAUUGGUGGAUGAUGUUAUUAGCCUAGGUUUUUUUAAACUUUCAUCCAAUUCUUCUGUAGUAAGCAGGGAUUCAGAAUCAUUCGGUUGAUCUUAAUAGAGCUGCUCUUCACUGCUCUCACCUACCUUCUCAGUCAGAGCGAGGCUUAAUCAAAACAUUAAGUUUAUAGUUCAGACAGACAACUUCACUAAAAACACACAGGAAACGUACUGUUCAGGCAUCCCUGAGCAGUAGUUUCUUGACCACCAUUAGAACAAACAUUGGGCAGUCAUAAAAAUGAUUAAUCAUUAGCACUGAUAUCUAAAAAAAGUCCACUCCAAAGUUAAAACCAUCUGCUAUGUACUCAUAAUAACAGGCCUAAAACAAUGUCUGGGAUUUAGAAGUCCAGGCACAGGAAUUCUAUUCAGAAUUCAGGGACAGGUUUUACUUCAAGUGUAGGUCAGCUAAGUAAGGGAGCAACAAUUUAAAAGAGGGAAGAAGUGGGAUUUGCACACACUUGCUUCCUCUCCUGUUCUGACUGGACCAUUAUUUCUCAACCCCAGCAAAAUUUGUCAGGAUCUAAUUUAAUUAUGAUGAUUUUGAAUUGUAGGAGUUUUAACUGUUACCAUUUUUCUACACAGUUAAUGUUUGUAUGUUGUAAGGAAGUUAUGGUUUGUAUGUUGUAGAUAGAUAGCUCUAUGUACAUAGUUAUCUCUCUCUUCACAAAAGUUAUAGUAAAAUUGAUUGUAAAUACCAUUGUAAAUAACUAAAUGCUAAUAUUCAGACUUUUGGAUUAAAAUGUAUUUUUCACAGUGUAUUUACUUUGGAUUUAUUUCAUGCAUUUACUUAUUUCAUUUAAACAAUUAAGUAGGGCUUUCUACCACAAAAUGGUGUAAAUAGAAGACACCACUGUUGUAGUACUUAUAAUUUGGAAUGACAGAUUCGUCAUCAGUAUGUAAUAGAUAUUAGGAAACUCAAAGAAUGACCGAUAGAUCAAAUGAACACUUAAGGUAUUUAUUAAAAUGAAAUAUUUAAAAACCAGUGUAUAUAUGGACCAUUUGUUUAUAAAUUCCUAGAUACUUGUGUAAUAUCUUUUAAAAUAAAGAUCGAAUUUUCAUAUUCCUCCUUAACAGACAGCAAAUGGCUCCUGUUACUCACAGCGUAGAUCCAUAGCUUUUCUCCUGUGAUGGAAGGCCUGCGCUGAUGUGGCCCCAGACUAUGUUCCCAGCCUUAUCGCCAAAGGGGUGAGAGGCUGAGGCAGUGCGCUCCUCCACCUCAAAUCCAUCUUCCCUUUCAGACUGCCUGCCCUGCUGAUUUUAGGCCCCAGCCCAGACAAAGAAGCAAAAGCCUUAUACAGACUGUUCAGCGGGCUCCCACAGUUGUGUAAGGUAAAGUCUCUAUAAUAGAUACUUUAUUCUAUUUCAUUCCUAGUGGCUCUGUUUCUCUAAUCAUAUCCUGACUGAUACAGUUACUGAGACACUGAAAGAUAAAGCAAGAAACUGCUGUUUUUCGUUACAAGCUAUUUAGAAUUACUUGGCCUUCUUUUUAUAAAAACUAUGUACAUGUAUUACUUUGAUAAAUUUUUUUAAUUGAAAAGUAAUGAAGGAUAUCA
Molecule: messenger RNA, 3304 nt
Organism: Mesoplodon densirostris (Blainville's beaked whale)
Lineage: Eukaryota; Metazoa; Chordata; Mammalia; Artiodactyla; Ziphiidae
Gene: GATAD1
Product: GATA zinc finger domain containing 1
Exons: 5
Coding region: 185-997 (270 amino acids)
Biological process (GO): chromatin organization; regulation of DNA-templated transcription
Cellular component (GO): nucleus
Molecular function (GO): sequence-specific DNA binding; zinc ion binding
Source: RefSeq, a predicted model, not a curated record